This is a messenger RNA of Gryllus bimaculatus (two-spotted cricket), 1032 nucleotides long. NCBI's taxonomy places the organism in Eukaryota, Metazoa, Arthropoda, Insecta, Orthoptera, Gryllidae. The record is from the annotation of a GenBank genome assembly.
AUGAGGAGUGGGAAACGCAGACCACGGUUGUCGCUCAUGCGCAUGAAGGCAGAAAACCACGUUCGCAUCCAGAACCUUAUCCUCAACCAAGUUGCCCUUCCGAUAGAAUAUAUGGCGUGGGACCAACACAUGUCCAUGCAAAAACGUGUUUUUAUUCCACCUACCAUGAGCCAUUCUGAUGCAACGGUGGAAUUCGAGCCCUCAUUCACACCGAGCUCACGGACAUCCCGCGGUGAAAGCAGUAGCGACGGGCGACGGAUGCGCCGGCGCGGGCGAGGGCGCGGUCGCGGCCCGUUCUCGAUCGCGCAAACUGCGCUGGGCCCGCGCCGACGCCAGCUCCACAGCCCUUCGCCUCAGGCUUCUGCUGCCGCUGCGGAGGAGGGAGAAGGCGUCUCCUCCACGGUGCGGGGCACCACCGUCCCUCCCGCCCUCCCUGGCGUCGAAGAUCUUUCAACCCCCUCCGACUCCAUGUCUCCGGUCCGCCCACCAACGACUCGCCCCUCCACCUCCCACGGAGCCACGUUCCCAGACUUCCUUCCUCCGCCGCCUCCCCCCUCUCUGCCCGCUCUGCCUGCCCUCGCUCACGGCGAUCCUCCCACCUGCUUCCCUCCCGUCUCCUCCCACUCGUUGACCCCUCCGACUCCCCUCGCUCUCCCCGUUCCGUCCACCGUCUUCCCUACCUCCUCCACCACCCAUUCCUUUUCGCCCGCCGCAUCCACGUACGUCCCUGUACCCAACGGCCAACUGGUCCCCCCUGCCCACCCUUCGGCCCUGCCCUCUCAGUGGGAUACCCCACCAUCCUCCUCCAUCCUCCCGACUCCCAUCGCCGCGGCUCCUGUACCCUACGAGAGCGACCCCACUCCUCUGUCUUUCGAGCCUGAUGAUGAAGCCUACGUUGAAGAGCUGUGUGACGCCUUUGUGGAAGAACUUCGGCGCGCUAUGCCCUUUCUCCGUCGACACCGGCUGUGUUGGCAGGCGCUGCGGUGUAUGCGGGGAGUUUUGGACGAUGCGCGCUCCUUGCAUCUCCACUAG